GGCAGAGAAACACGACUCAGGAGCGACUCAGGGCUCUCGGAUCUGGGGACAGAAGUGAGAUCGGAGAAAGUAGAGCGAUGCCAAGGAGGAAACAGCAAGCACCCAAACGGGCUGCAGGUUAUGUCCAAGAGGAAGAUUUAAAGGAAGAGGAAGAUAUAAAGGAGGAAGAAGAUGAUGACGACAACAACUCAACUGCUCAGCUCCAGGGCAGCAAUGACACUGGCACGGAUGAGGAACAUGAAGUGGGUCCUGAGCAGAAAGGGAACUUUAGUUACCAGAAUUCCCCUGUCAGCCACAUAUCUAACCAGGAUGCAGAAAAUGAAUCACUACUAAGUGAUGGUAGUGACCAUGUGGCAGAUAUUAAAAGCAUUUGCUCUAGAGAGCCACAGGACCCAAAAAACAGUGCCCAUCCCAAAGCCCAGAAUGAAGCACAUGAUUGCAUGGAUAAAAUGACAGCAGUCUAUGCCAACAUACUGUCAGACUCUUAUUGGACAGGCUUGGGGCUGGGUUUCAAAUUGUCCAACUCUGAAAAGAGGAGUUGUGACAACAGAAAUGGAGGGAACAAAGCUGAUUUUGAUUGGCACCAAGAUGCACUGUCAAAAAGCUUACAGCAGAAUUUACCUUCCAGACCUGUCUCAAAACCCAACCUGUUCAGCUCAGUCCAGCUCUACAGGCAGAGCAGCAAAAUGUGUGGAACUGUAUUCACAGGCGCCAGCCGGUUUCGGUGCCGGCAGUGCAGUGCUGCCUAUGACACACUGGUAGAACUAACGGUUCAUAUGAAUGAGACAGGUCACUACCAAGAUGACAACCAUAAAAAGGACAAGCACAGACCUACCAGCUAUUCAAAGCCCCGAAAAAGGGCUUUCCAGGACAUGGACAAGGAAGAUGCACAAAAAGUUCUGAAAUGUAUGUUCUGUGGUGAUUCUUUUGAUUCCCUGCAAGAUCUGAGUGUUCAUAUGAUAAAAACAAAACAUUACCAAAAAGUGCCUUUGAAGGAGCCAGUACCAACUAUUUCUUCAAAAAUUGUCACUCCAGCAAAGAAACGUGUGUUCGAUGUUAACAGACCUUGUUCUCCCGAUUCCACGACAGGGUCUUUCUCAGAUACUUUUUCUCCUCAGAAGAAUGCGAACCUGCAGUUAUCAUCUAACAACCGCUACGGCUACCAGAAUGGCGCCAGCUACACGUGGCAGUUUGAGGCCUGCAAAUCCCAGAUUUUGAAGUGUAUGGAAUGCGGAAGUUCCCAUGAUACCUUGCAGCAGCUCACAACUCACAUGAUGGUUACUGGUCAUUUCUUGAAAGUCACAAGUUCAGCUUCAAAGAAAGGAAAGCAACUUGUUCUGGAUCCUUUAGCUGUGGAAAAAAUGCAAUCACUGUCUGAAGCACCAGCCAAUGAAAGCCCGGUUUCAAAAUCAAGCAGUAAAUCAUCUGCAGAAUGCGUAGCUCCCACCUCUGAACUAAAAAAAGAAAGUAAAAAAGAUAAAGCUGAUGAUGCAAAUAAAGAUGAGAAAGCAGUAAAAACUGAAGAGUAUGAAGACACUCUUCAGAAACCACUGGAUCCCACAAUGAAAUACCAGUACCUCAGAGAAGAAGAUUUAGAAGAUGGUUCAAAGGGUGGUGGGGACAUUCUGAAGUCCUUGGAGAACACUGUCACAACAGCCAUCAAUAAAGCUCAAAAUGGAGCGCCCAGCUGGAGUGCAUAUCCCAGCAUCCAUGCAGCUUAUCAGCUCUCAGAAGGAGCUAAGCCAUCUUUGCCUGUGGGUUCACAAGUACUGCAAAUCAGGCCAACAAUCACCAACAAAUUGAGGCCAAUAGCUCCAAAGUGGAAGGUCAUGCCUCUGGUCCCUAUCUCAACGAAUAUGACCCAGUGCACCCAAGUGAAGAAGGAAACUGAUGACAAGGAGGAGGUACCAAAAGACUAUGCUAAAGAGGUUAUCCAAGCUGAGCCUGCCUCACUCAGCCAGAGUGAGAGAGAACCUCUUCUCAAAUCUGAAGCCUCUGUGGAGCCAAAAAAGACAGAACCAUGUCCCUUGAAAGAAGAAGACAAAAUUAAAGAGGACAGUGGAAAAGAAAAAACAGUUCUCAAGGAACCAACAGCAGCUUCUCUUAGUAAUGGUUGUGGUGCUGCCAACCAUUCAUCUGAACUUCCUUGUGUCAACCCUCUCAGUGCGCUGCAGUCAGUACUGAACAAUCACUUGGGCAAAGCCACUGAGCCUUUACGGCCUCAAUCCAACUCCAGCCCCAGCUCUAGCACAAUUUCUAUGUUCCACAAACCUAAUCUAAAUAUGAUGGAGAAGCCAGUUUUAUCUCCUGCUCCAACCCCACCAAAGGCUGCAAGUGUCUCCAGGCAUUACUUGUUUGAAAACAAUGAUCAGCCUAUUGACCUGACCAAAUCCAAAGGCAAGAAAGCUGAGUCGGCUCAAGCACAAUCUUGUACUUCUCCACCUCAAAAACAUGCUCUGUCUGACAUCGCUGACAUGGUCAAAGUUCUUCCCAAAGCUACUACACCAAAACCUGCUGCAUCUUCAAGGAUCCCAUCUAUGAAAUUGGAAAUAGAUGUCCGACGCUUUGAGGAUGUCUCAACAGAAGUCUCCACUCUGCAUAAAAGGAAGGGCAGACAGUCAAACUGGAACCCUCAGCAUCUUCUCAUUUUGCAAGCUCAGUUUGCUUCCAGCCUCUUCCAGACAUCUGAAGGUAAAUAUUUAUUAUCAGAUCUAGGCCCACAAGAGCGCAUGCAGAUUUCAAAAUUUACUGGACUGUCAAUGACCACAAUCAGCCAUUGGUUGGCAAACGUCAAGUAUCAACUUAGGAAAACCGGAGGAACAAAGUUUUUGAAAAACAUGGACAAAGGACAUCCAGUCUUUUAUUGCAGCGACUGUGCAUCUCAGUUUCGAACCCCAUCUACUUAUAUUAGCCACUUAGAAUCUCAUCUAGGGUUCCAAAUGAAAGACAUGAACAGGCUGGCUGUGGAGCAGCAAACUAAGGUAGAGCAAGAAAUCUCCAGAGUUUCAGUUCAAAGAUCUCCUGAAACAAUAGCUGGAGAAGAGGACACAGACUCUAAGUUCAAAUGUAAGUUGUGCUGUCGGACAUUUGCAAGCAAACAUGCAGUAAAACUUCAUCUAAGCAAAACACACAGCAAGUCACCAGAACACCAUUCACAAUUUGUAGCAGAAGUGGAUGAAGAAUAACU
Antrostomus carolinensis (chuck-will's-widow) is the source of this 3187-nucleotide messenger RNA. It is a transcript of the gene TSHZ2, whose product is annotated as teashirt zinc finger homeobox 2. The coding region runs from base 78 to 3185 and encodes 1035 amino acids. Gene Ontology annotation, molecular function: DNA-binding transcription factor activity, RNA polymerase II-specific; DNA binding. Gene Ontology annotation, cellular component: nucleus. Gene Ontology annotation, biological process: regulation of transcription by RNA polymerase II. NCBI's taxonomy places the organism in Eukaryota, Metazoa, Chordata, Aves, Caprimulgiformes, Caprimulgidae. The transcript is spliced from 2 exons. The record is from RefSeq and is a predicted model, not a curated record.